CUUUGUUGUUGAGUUCGACGUAUCCAUGCAAUUGAGCGCAGAGGAUCUCAUCAGCCGAGCGCAGACAUCUCUAGCAGCCUCCGGCCUUGACUGCACAGCAUCUUCGCGAUUCCAUUUCACUCACGCCGUAUUCCAAGGAGGAUCUUUCAACGUCGACUGCACCAACGAUGGAGUUUCUCGAAAGUCAGUACUGCCGACGCUACAGUCAAUCGAUGGCAUUCACAAGGCAUGGCCAGUAACUUCAGCAACACCGGCCGUCUACAUGCCGAGGAUUCCAGGAAUUUCUGACGGUAAUUGGGGAAGCAUUACUCAUGGAUCGUCCAAGCGCGACUUGUCCCAGAUCUCAGCUCUCAACGCGAGAGACGGCAUCGCAGCCAAUACCUUGCCGACGCACGUGGAUACUGGAGUGUCAAAGCUUCAUGCCAGCAACAUCACGGGCAAAGGCAUCCGUGUGGCUGUUAUUGACAGUGGUUUCGAUGUUGAUACCCCGGGCCUGAGCAAAACCAACAUUGCUUAUGCCCACGACAUGACAGACGGUGAUAAUGAUGUCCGUGACAACUGUUCCUUCCACGGCACGCACGUUUUGGGCAUUGUGGGAGCCAAGGGUGAUGAGGGUAAAUUCGGUGUCGUUGGCGUAGCGCCGGAUGCCACGUAUGAGCUUUACCGUAUUACAGGCUGCACCUCUGGAACUGCGGAUGACGCAAUCAUCAACUCGUUCCUCGAGGCUGCAGAGAGAGGCGUAGAUGUUAUCUCAUGCUCGUAUGGAGGUGAUCUCACUUUCCCUGAAGACCCCUGGUCUAUUGUGGCUACGCGACUAUUCAAUAACGGCACCUAUGUUUCCCUUGUAGCUGGGAAUGGUGGCCCCGGCAUCUUUACAGGCGCCAGUCCCGGAGGCGCAGAUGCCGUUGCCGCCGUCGGGUCUACUGAUAACUCGCAAACUCCUUACUACAACUGGGGAGGCAAUUGGACUGCAGGGGAUGAAGGCGGACCCAUUCGUUUCGUCCCUGGCUUGCCUUUCGACUUCCCAUCAAACGAGGGUUUGACAGUCUGGACUUCAGACACACCCAACACUAAUGGUUGCCAGCUACUUCCGGACAAGUCUACUUUGCCGGCCGACUUGUCCAAAGUUAUCUUCCUCUCCCAGUUCGACCAAUGCUGGAUGGCGGCCGAUAACUCAUCAGUUUCUCUUACCAAAGAGUUUGGCAUUCCGUAUGCCAUGUACUACAGCUGGAGCAAUUACACUGUUUCUGAAGGACCGCUCUUCCUGGAGGUCUCUGCAGCAAAUCAGAAGGGAUAUGUCACGGUCGAUUAUGAAACAGCAAAGCAACUACUGAAUGCGAAGGCGAAACAUGACUCUGUCCAAGUCUUUCUGGCAAAUGACGUCUCUAUUGCAGACGUCAGUCUCACUUACAAGGCAAAUAACCGGUCCGGCCUCCUGAGCACCGCGUUCACCAGCUGGGGUCCAACUCUUCGAGCAGGAUCUAUGCCCGCCUUCCAUGCUCCCGGCGGCAAUAUCUUGAGCACUUUCCCUGGAUGGCUUGGAGGCUACGGAGUAGUUAGCGGCACCAGUCAGGCCACGCCGUUCGUCGCCGGCAUCGCUGCACUUGUCAAACAGCAGCAUCCAGACUACAGCUCUGAAGAGAUCCGAAAUGUGAUCGCAGCCACAUCCCGCCCAGUCAAGUGGUACGAUGGAAUGGGAAACACGGGAGACUUCCUAGCGCCAGUCUUCCAACAAGGAUCUGGUCUUGUCGACGCUUGGGGAGCAGUUAACUCCGCUACAUUACUCGACGCCUCUGCUCUUUCCUUCAAUGACACAGCAAAUCGUCCCAAAGAGUUGACUUUUACCAUCAAGAACACCGGAUUGGAGACUACCGCCUACCAACUGAGUCAUGUUGGAGCCAGCUCUGGCUAUGUUCUCGACAAGGCCGAUGGCUACCAACUCACUAAAGCCGUGGUCUAUCCCGUAUACGCCGAGGUCAACAUUUCCCCCACAACUCUCUCAAUUGGGCCAGGAAAGACUGCCACAGUUUCGGUCUCAAUCUCAAAGGAGCCCGACUUAUCGGAAGCUUCCACUCGAGUCUCCUAUUUUGGCGGCUACAUAAACAUUGAAGCCAAGGGCGCAACCGACGUUGACAGACUCUCGCUACCCUAUACGGGCUUCGGCGCACCCCUCACUACCUUGCACAGCAUCAACCGCGAUAAAUCGUAUCUCUCAGCGUACAAUGUGACCGCCGGCCGGUCAUCGCAUGCUGAAUCAGGCCGCGUUUAUACCUGCACGUUGAACAUGACCGCAGAUGUUCCAGCUUCUUUCCCUGGCAACGAAUUUCCCAGCAUUGAUGUCUCCCUACUCUUGCAGUCGCGUAACAUGACCAUUCGCAUGGUGGAUGCCAAGACCGGAAAGGAAGUCGUCAAAUCAUACCAGAGUACGUCAGAGGACCCUUGGAAUGGUUCAACAUGGUAUUGGGAUGGUUCCGAUGAUAACAAAGCUCCCGUACCCGCUGGUACUUACAAGUGGCGUGUCAAGGCUCUUAAGAUGCUUGGAAAUGCGGAGAAUGAGGAGGAUUGGGAAACCUGGGAAGCCGGUACCUGGGUUUUAGAAUACACUGCUGACAGCAUUUUCUCUUCGAAUUCGACGGGUUCGAAGAGGUAACGCAACACUUAGAUAAGUAGCUAACCAGAGUCGAAUGCGAAAGCAAGUUGUUGGAGUCUGGCGAAGAUAUGUUUUAC
Colletotrichum phormii is the source of this 2727-nucleotide messenger RNA. RefSeq names its product serine endopeptidase. Lineage: Eukaryota; Fungi; Ascomycota; Sordariomycetes; Glomerellales; Glomerellaceae. The transcript has 4 exons. Gene Ontology annotation, biological process: proteolysis. Gene Ontology annotation, molecular function: serine-type endopeptidase activity. The record is from RefSeq and is a predicted model, not a curated record. Bases 26 to 2650 code for a protein of 874 amino acids. Gene Ontology annotation, cellular component: cell wall; membrane.